AUGGACAUGAACGUGAAAAAAUUCACAGUGCGGCGCUUCUUCUCCGUAUACCUGCGCAAGAAAUCUCGAUGCAAGAGUUCAAGCUUAAGCAAAUACGAGGAUGAAGGCAUUGUGAAGGAAAUAGACAUCAGCAACCAUGUAAAAGAAGGUUUUGAAAAAGCAGAUCCCUCUCAGUUUGAAUUGCUUAAAGUGUUGGGUCAGGGAUCCUAUGGAAAAGUAUUUCUUGUUAAGAAAAUCAAAGGUUCUGAUGCUGGGCAACUCUAUGCUAUGAAGGUUCUGAAGAAGGCCACUCUGAAAGUGCGUGAUCGAGUCAGAUCAAAAAUGGAACGAGAUAUUUUGGCUGAAGUCAAUCACCCUUUUAUAGUCAAGUUGCACUAUGCAUUCCAGACUGAAGGAAAAUUGUAUCUGAUUUUAGAUUUUCUAAGAGGCGGUGAUCUUUUUACAAGAUUAUCCAAAGAGGUGAUGUUUACAGAAGAAGAUGUCAAGUUCUAUCUAGCUGAGCUUGCUUUGGCAUUAGAUCACCUCCAUGGCCUUGGGAUCAUUUAUAGAGACUUAAAACCAGAAAAUGUACUUCUAGAUGAAGAUGGUCACAUUAAAAUAACAGACUUUGGGCUCAGCAAGGAAGCUGUUGACCAUGACAAACGAGCCUAUUCCUUCUGUGGAACAAUAGAGUACAUGGCUCCCGAGGUCGUCAAUCGCCGUGGUCAUACGCAAAGUGCGGACUGGUGGUCCUUUGGUGUUUUAAUGUUUGAAAUGUUGACGGGGUCGUUGCCUUUUCAAGGAAAGGACAGAAAGGAAACCAUGGCACUUAUCCUCAAAGCAAAACUGGGAAUGCCACAAUUCUUAAGCCCAGAAGCCCAAAGCCUUUUACGAGCACUUUUCAAGCGGAAUCCUUGCAACAGACUAGGUGCAGGACCUGAUGGUGUUGAGGAGAUAAAACGGCAUUGUUUCUUUGCAACUAUAGACUGGAAUAAAUUAUACAGGAAGGAAAUUAAACCACCAUUUAAACCAGCAGUAGGCAGACCAGAAGAUACUUUCCACUUUGAUCCUGAAUUCACAUCAAGGACACCAACAGACUCUCCUGGUGUCCCUCCAAGUGCCAAUGCACAUCAGCUUUUUCGGGGUUUCAGUUUUGUUGCCACCAACCUUGGUCAAGAGCAGAUUCAGACUGAUUCUCGACAGCUGAUUGACCAUUCAAUGGUGCAGCAGCUACACGGCAAUAAUAUUCACUUCACUGAUGGUUAUGAGUUGAAAGAAGAUGUUGGUGUGGGGUCAUUCUCAGUAUGCAAGCGAUGUGUGCACAAAAUCACAUCAGUGGAAUACGCUGUGAAGAUUAUUGAUAAAAGCAAACGAGAUCCAUCAGAAGAAAUUGAAAUUUUACUACGAUAUGGACAGCAUCCAAAUAUUAUCACCUUGAAAGAUGUUUAUGAUGAUGGAAAAUAUUUAUACCUUGUCAUGGAACUAAUGAGAGGAGGGGAACUACUCGAUCGCAUUCUACGGCAGAAGUGUUUCUCAGAGAGGGAGGCCAGUGCAGUUCUCUAUACCAUCACCAAAACUGUGGAAUAUUUACAUUCCCAGGGAGUUGUUCAUCGAGACCUGAAACCAAGUAACAUUCUAUAUGUGGAUGACUCGGGAAACCCAGAAUCCAUUAGAAUCUGUGACUUUGGUUUUGCGAAACAACUCCGAGCUGAAAAUGGCCUCCUCAUGACUCCGUGCUACACUGCAAAUUUUGUUGCCCCUGAGGUACUCAAGAGGCAGGGGUACGAUGCAGCUUGUGACAUGUGGAGUUUAGGAAUUUUGCUCUACACCAUGCUAGCAGGCUUCACACCAUUUGCAAACGGGCCUGAUGAUACUGCUGAGGAAAUCCUGGCACGCAUUGGAAGUGGGAAGUAUGCCCUCACUGGGGGGAACUGGGACACCAUUUCCGAUGCCGCGAAGGAUAUUGUAUCCAAGAUGCUGCAUGUAGACCCUCAUCAAAGGCACACAGCAGUGCAGGUCCUUCGACACCCCUGGAUAGUGAACCGUGAAUACCUAUCACAGAAUCAGCUCAGCAGGCACGAUGCCCAUUUAGUUAAGGGUGCAAUGGCUGCCACCUAUUUUGCUUUAAACCGUACACCUCAGGCACCGAGAUUAGAAGCCGUUUUGGCCUCAAACCUGGCUCAGCGAAGGGGAAUGAAAAGACUGACUUCGACAAGACUAUAA
This is a messenger RNA of Hypanus sabinus (Atlantic stingray), 2202 nucleotides long. RefSeq names its product ribosomal protein S6 kinase, polypeptide 2 (gene rps6ka2). The coding region runs from base 1 to 2202 and encodes 733 amino acids. NCBI's taxonomy places the organism in Eukaryota, Metazoa, Chordata, Chondrichthyes, Myliobatiformes, Dasyatidae. The record is from RefSeq and is a predicted model, not a curated record. Gene Ontology annotation, molecular function: ATP binding; ribosomal protein S6 kinase activity; magnesium ion binding. The transcript is spliced from 21 exons. Gene Ontology annotation, biological process: intracellular signal transduction; protein phosphorylation.